This is a messenger RNA of Colletotrichum fioriniae, 1374 nucleotides long. RefSeq lists its product as uncharacterized. Lineage: Eukaryota; Fungi; Ascomycota; Sordariomycetes; Glomerellales; Glomerellaceae. The record is from RefSeq and is a predicted model, not a curated record. Gene Ontology annotation, molecular function: hydrolase activity, hydrolyzing O-glycosyl compounds.
AUGUCACCAUUUACAACUUUACUUGGUGUUGUCAGCCUAGGCGCCUUGGCACUUGGCCAGGUUACCGUCGACACCACCUCCAAGCUGCAAAGAAUCGACGGAUUUGGCUUCUCUCAAGCUUUCGGGCGUGCCAAGGAGUUCCAGAACGCUCCCACGGCCCUUCAGAAGGAGGCUCUUGAUCUGCUUUUCAGCCCUACCAAAGGUGCCGGGUUCAGCAUCAUCCGCAAUCGCAUUGGUUCCGGCGGCAAAGGAGACAGCAUUCUUCCCACGAGUCCUGGAUCUCCUUCAGGCAAGCCGACUUAUACCUGGGACAACGAUGAUAGUGGUCAGAUCUGGUUUACGAAGCAAGCCGUCAGCUAUGGGGUGAAUCAAAUCUACGUUGACGCUUGGAGUGCUCCUGGAUUCAUGAAGACAAGUGGUAACGAAGCGACGGCGGGAUACUUAUGCGGCACAACCGGCCAUACCUGCUCCUCUGAGGAUUGGCGACAAGCCUACGCCGACUUCCUCGUGCAGUAUAUCAAGUACUACCAGCAAGCUGGACUCAAUGUUACCUACCUAGGCUUCCUCAACGAGCCCGACUUCUCCCCUGGAUACUCCCAGAUGCAAAUCAGCUUCAAUGCCCAGGAAGCCAUCUCUUCCAUCCCCACUCUGUCCAAGGCCGUUCAAUCUGCCGGUCUCAAGACCGCAGUCACUUGCUGUGAUGCUGUCGGCUGGGGCUCAACCGUCAAAUACACCAACGCUCUCGUUGCUGCUGGUAUGGAAUCCUACUUGGGCCUGAUCACCUCGCACACCUACUCAGGCGACGCCAACACCGCUCUCAACACUAAGCUGUCUUCCUGGGUUACCGAAUCCGGCAUCACGACAGCCUUUGACCUGACCUGGUAUAAGAAUGGAGGCGCCACCGAGGGAAUGACCUGGGCAAACAAGAUUGCCAUUGGCAUCAUCAAUGCCAACUUCUCAGCCUACCUCUAUUGUGAGGGCUUCGAACUCAAGCAGCUUCAGUCUGACUCCCACCUCAUCGAUACCCAGGAUGGCAAGACCGCGACGCCGUCGGCUAACUUUUGGGCAUUCGUCAUGUGGUCGCGGCACAUCCGACCCAGCGCGCAAAGAUUGCAGACGUCGGGCAUGGUGGCAUCCGACGUCUUGACUGCAGCAGUCAAAAACAAAGAUGAGUCUAUCGUCAUCAUCUUCACAAACAAUGACAGCGCUGCUAAGGCUGCCAGCGUCUCAUUCAAGGGGUUCACUCCCAAGGCUGCGAGCGCGUGGGUCACUGACAACAAUCACAAGUUCGCUUCCACAGCGGCCAGCAUCUUAGGCUCGGGGGUAUCCGUCUUUGUUCCUUCUAAGGGUGUCGUCACCGUUAAGUUAACCUGA